Messenger RNA from Amphimedon queenslandica, 1294 nucleotides. Its product is annotated as receptor-type tyrosine-protein phosphatase-like N. The record is from RefSeq and is a predicted model, not a curated record. The transcript is spliced from 16 exons. Gene Ontology annotation, molecular function: protein tyrosine phosphatase activity. NCBI's taxonomy places the organism in Eukaryota, Metazoa, Porifera, Demospongiae, Haplosclerida, Niphatidae. Gene Ontology annotation, cellular component: secretory granule; synapse. The coding region runs from base 41 to 1255 and encodes 404 amino acids. Gene Ontology annotation, biological process: protein dephosphorylation; regulation of secretion.
AUUCGAUUGAAGCCGAAGUUGAAUAGGUAGCUACUGAAAGAUGUCGAACAGCACGGUGUCGCUGGCCGGAGGGAUAGUACCUUCUGAUCACUCCAUGAUGUAUACAGUGCUGUCUUCAAUGACUUAUUUCAUCAUUUGUGUCGCCAUCAUAUUCUUGUUAAUAUUAGUACUGCUUCUCCUCCUGUUACUCUGGUACUGGUGUUUGAAACCUACCGUGUCUUUUACUAAUAAAACUAUUAAAUAUUCUUCGUUACAAUCUGACGAAGAAGACGAAAAAGGCGUGGCACCUAAUAAAAGACGAUUAUUAUUUUCGGACAUUUUACGAAUACCCUCUACGACUCAUUCCACUAUACAGCAGGCUCCGCCCAUAAAAUCCAGAUACCACUGGUCUAAUGUCCCUGCUAACGCUAACAUAGAUAUCAAUGCUGGACAUCUGCUUCUGACCUAUAUCGAAAACAAUCUCCGUGACAAAGGAAGGCUGGACAAAGAGUGGGAGUCGUUAACUUCAUAUGCACCUGACGAUGUUUCUGUAAAGGCUGGACUGUCUUUGAAUAAUAAACACAAGAACAGAUAUCCUGAUAUCCUUCCUUAUGAUCACACUCGUGUUCUCCUCAAUAAAGAAUUCAAUGCCUCAGGAUCGGAUUAUAUUAAUGCAAAUUUUAUUACUGAUGUUGAUCCUAAGUUGCCUAGAUACAUAGCUAGUCAAGGUCCUCUGCAACACACCAUAACGGACUUCUGGCAGAGUCAAGGCUCGUCCCUUAAUGUUCUACAUCCGUCUAGUGAUAAUGAUGAUGAAGAUGGCGGUGAUAAUUAUAGCGAGAGUGUAUUAGUCUCUGAGCACAGACAUAAUGAUGACUAUACUGUCAGGAGCUUUUGUAUUUUAAAUAAAACAGUCCAGUAUUCAAGAACUAUAACUCAGUUUCAUUAUCUUUCAUGGUCAGUAGCAGCCCCUCCAGCUAACCCAACACCACUCCUGGACUUCUGGAGGAAGGUUAAAACAGCUUAUACUCUGCCACAGUCGCCUGUACUGGUUCAUUGCAGUGAAGGUGUCGGGAGAACUGGCACGUAUAUAUUGAUUGAUAUGACUCUCUCAAGGAUUACAUCAGGGGCUAAGGAGAUUAAUUUGGCUGGAGCAGUUGAGCAUUUGAGGGACCAGCGGAAACAAAUGGUCAAGACUAAGUCUCAGUUUGAGUUUGCACUCGAUGCUUUGGUUCAAGAAACUCAGUACAUGCUAAAUGCAGCACAAAAGAAAUAAUAAGAAUAAUAAGAAUAAAAUAAUAAUAUUAAUAAUAAU